This is a messenger RNA of Oncorhynchus keta (chum salmon), 1711 nucleotides long. RefSeq names its product endothelin receptor type B-like. The record is from RefSeq and is a predicted model, not a curated record. Gene Ontology annotation, molecular function: endothelin receptor activity. The transcript has 2 exons. Gene Ontology annotation, biological process: vasoconstriction; enteric nervous system development; G protein-coupled receptor signaling pathway. Bases 911 to 1555 code for a protein of 214 amino acids. Gene Ontology annotation, cellular component: membrane. Lineage: Eukaryota; Metazoa; Chordata; Actinopteri; Salmoniformes; Salmonidae.
CUUUCCUACCCUUCUCUUUCCAUCUCAGUUUCAAAUCAAGACGACUGGGACAUGCACAUUUAGUUCCGACUGCCCUCCUCACAUUUCCUUACGAUGUUCAUCUCGGUUUCCUUUAGUGGGAAGAAACGGUUGAGCCGUGUACAGGGCUAGAAUCUGAUCUGGGAUCUGAGGAAAGGAAAGAGAGGAGCAUACUGACUGGGGACAGUGUGGUUCCCAGAUACCCGGUGCGUGAGUGUGGGAGUGUGUGUGUGUUUGUGUAUAUCGGAGUGCGUUGUGCCCCUGAGAUUAUUUUCAGCAGGCAGUGCAGAGAUGAGAGAGAGAUGAGAGAAGGAGUGAGAGAAGGAGAGAGAGAGAGAGGAGAGAGAGAGAGAGAGAGAGAGAGAGAGAGAGAGAGAGAGAGAGAGAGAGAGAGAGAGAGAGGAGAGAAAGGAGAGAGAGAAAGAUAGAGACAGGGAGGAGAAAGAUAGAGAGCGAGAGAAAGAGAGAGAGAGAAAAGAUAGCGAGAGAGAAAGAGUGAGAGAGUGGCUGCUGUUGCUGUUUCCUAUGGGGGGCCUGUUACCGAGGGGAGGUGGAGAUUUACACUCCCUCUCAGUCAAAGUGCUCCCUCCACUCCUGCUGCGCUCUGAGACACACACAGACACACACACACACACACGCUCCCAACUCUCCACAGGAAAACCCAGAGCCUAAUGCGCAGCACCUCACAGGCAGCACACUGCCACGUACGUUGGGCAAACCAAACCAAGUGGGACACUAACUCCGACUCUGCGACUUUGAUAGUUGGUUAAUUACUCAUGUGAUGUGAUUCAGAUGUCUAGGGGCUUCAACAGAAAGUUCGCCUGACGGUUCCAACAGGGGAGGCAGGAGCAGACAUUUUAGGAGAGCAGAGCGCUCUCACCACCAACAGUACAUGGGGAACCCCUACACUAUCUGUCCAUCUCCUGAGACAAAGCGUGGAAUGUGUUCUAUAAUGGGCGCCCCAAUCGUACAUGUGUUGGUGCUAAUGGCCGUCAUGGCCGCCCUGCCUGGCCCUGGAAUGUGUCAGAUAAACAGCACCACAGACGAGGGGGAGAAGGACUCCCUACCCCCAGACCAGGGCCUGGUCCUCCACAACACCCACAUCACCCUCCAACCCCUGGGCUUCCACAGCACCAGCAGCCCCUUCCUGGAGCAUGGGAGCCCCAUCUCCACCAGGGGCCACCAGGGGCCGCAAUGGCACAGGGUCGGAGCUGGAUCUGGGGCCACAAACAUCACCAGGAUAAGGGCCCCUCCAUCAUGCACCAUCGCCACUUCCAUUCAAAGCUAUUUCAAAUACAUCAACACAGUGAUUUCUAUCAUAGUGUUUGUGGUGGGCAUAGUGUGCAAUUCCACCCUGUUGAGAAUUAUCUACCAGAAUAAGUGCAUGAGGAACGGGCCCAAUGCCCUCAUCGCCAGCCUGGCACUGGGAGACCUCAUCUACAUCACCAUAGAUAUACCCAUCAACGUCUACAAGGUAAGAGACGCAUAUCCAUCCUGUACACUGGACAUCACAGUGAAUGUUGCAUGGAUGUAUUGAAGCAUAAUUGCAUCUCAGAGAGAUUGAGAGAGCGAGAAAUUAUUUCACUUGCUUUGGCAAUGUAAACAUAUGUUUCCCAUGCCAAUAAAGAUUGAAUUGAAUUGAAAAAGAGAGAGAGAGAGAGCGGGUGAGAGAGAGAGCGAGAGAGAGCGCGCA